AUUAUCAUAGCUUCCUGUAUGUGACGCUAUAGUUCGCGGUGGUGAAUGGACGCAAAAUGUUGAUUAAAUUCAGUUAAAAACAGACUUUGAGUCUUGAUAAAACAUUACUGUUAUUUUCAGAAAAUUUUUGACGCUACAAUUCUAUUCCAUUUUUAUUGUAACAGAUAACUGGUUUUAGAUUUUAAGUCUUAUUUAGUCAUUGCGAUGUUUUAUCCUGGUAGAUGUUGUACUUCCUAAUUAAAAAUAUGCAUUGAGAGGUGAUUCUCAUUUUGUUUCCAUACCACCGGAUAUUCAAUAAAAAAAAUUAUUUUGAUUAUUACUCUACCCUUAUUCAAUAGCUAAAGAUUAUGCUCAUUUCAUACUGUGGUAAUUAUCGACAGCAAUAUUUGUUAAACUCCCACUUAUAUAGGAAAACUUGCGAGCUCAUUAUAUAUUGAGGUAUAAAAUGCUUCUAGAAUAAUUGAUUGGAACAAGAUAACAAGAAACUCUUUACUUUUGUUUCAAUUCUACAUUUAAAAAAAAUGGAUUCAGAUGAAGCCAGUAAGAGACCAGGAACAAGGGUCUUCAAGAAAAGUUCACCGAAUGGAAAAAUCACAGUAUACUUGGGCAAAAGAGAUUUUGUAGAUCACAUUACACAUGUUGAUCCUAUAGAUGGUGUCGUCCUUGUUGAUACUGAUUUUGUCAAAGAUCACAAAGUUUUCGGACAUGUUUUAGCAGCAUUUGUUUAUGGUCGAGAGGAUCUUGAUGUGCUGGGAAUAUCUUUUAGAAAAGAUCUAUAUUUAGCUUCUGAACAAAUCUAUCCACCUGAAGGUGAAUCAAAGCGUCCAUUAACAAGAUUGCAAGAACGCUUAAUUCGCAAACUAGGCCCUGAUGCCCAUCCAUUUUUCUUUGAACUACCACCACAUUGUCCUGCCUCUGUAACGCUACAACCAUCACCAGGUGAUACUGGCAAGCCUUGUGGUGUAAAUUAUGAACUAAAAGCAUAUGUUGCUGACAGUGUUGAUGAAAAAGCUCAUAAAAGAAAUUCCGUUCGCCUAGCCAUUAGAAAAAUCAUGUACGCUCCAAGUCGCCAAGGUGAACAGCCAAGUGUUGAAGUCAGCAAAGAUUUUAUGAUGUCACCAAAUAAGUUGCAUUUAGAAGCAUCACUUGACAAAGAGUUGUAUUCUCAUGGGGAAACAAUUGCUGUUAAUGUGCAUAUAGCUAAUAAUUCUAAUCGAAAUGUUAAAAAAAUAAAAGUUUCAGUGCGACAGUUUGCUGAUAUUUGUUUGUUUUCUACUGCACAAUAUAAAUGCACAGUGGCUGAAAUUGAGAGCGAAGAAGGUUGUCCAAUUGGACCUGGAUUUACUCUUUCAAAAGUUUAUUACCUGAGACCUCUUCUAGCUAAUAAUACCAACAAACGUGGCUUGGCUCUUGAUGGCCAGUUGAAACAUGAAGACACAAAUCUUGCUUCUUCAACUAUAAUUUCUGAUGCAACACAGAAGGAAAAUCUAGGUAUAAUUGUUCAGUACAAGGUCAAAGUCAAGUUAUGUCUUGGACCACUUGGAGGUGAUUUAGUUGCAGAAUUGCCAUUUAUUCUGAUGCAUCCUAAGCCAGCAGAUGAUCCUCCUCCACUACCAGCUAGAAAUGCCGGUGCUAUAACCAAUGCAGGAGAUAGUGAAAAUCAAGGAAUUGAUACUGAUCUUAUUCGUCUUGAUACGGAAGCAGGUUUGGAUGAUGGAGAUGAUGAUCUUAUAUUUGAAGAUUUUGCUAGACUCCGUUUGAGAGGAGAAACUGAUGCAUAAUCUUUUUGAGGCACAAUAUUUAUUUAAUGUGUCCUGUGUUUGCAUUUUUAAUUAUGCAUUAAUGUAUGUGAGAUUUGGAGUGUGUAUACAUUACCAUGUACAUAUGCAAGCACUGGCAUGUAUAUACAUACAUAUAUAUGGAAGUAUAUUUAUAAAUGUAUGUGCAUAUGUAUAUGGUUUAGACAGAUGGUGUUUCUGCCUGUCUAUGUGUAAGCACUUGGUAUGCAUAUUUGUAUAUUAUGUUGUUUUAUGAGUUUUCAUCCUUUGUAUUGCAGAGAAUGUUCAAUGCUGAGUCAUCAAAAGUUUAAUGUGGCAGUUGAGCACUGAUUAUUAUGAUUUCCCUCGAGUUUGUUUAAAAGUUGUAUAAAUUAUUUUCGAAACAUUCAAGUUAACAUUAUAAGUUAGUAUUACGCUAUGUAAACAAUGUUUAAUUAUUUGCUUUCUUUAAAAUUUUAUUUGCAAACAGUUGUCUUUGAGGGGAAAAAAAAUGCUCUGGAAGAAAACAUUAUUUAUUGACAUCUUUAAUAAUAGAUCUGUAUAUUGUGAUAUUUUUUAAAGAUUCCAAAAUACCUCUGAAUGUGUUAUUCCUUCUACAAUUUAUAUGUAUCCACCUUCGACUUUUUAACGUUUGUUUAAUUAAAAUAUGAGAUAAAUAGGAAGCUGCCAUUUUAUUGUACAUUGCUGAAAUGUUAAUUUUCCUUUUAAAUUCGUAUUAAUAUGUACUUUUCUCGUCACUGUUGAAUUGAGGUUGGAGCAAAUCUAAAAAUAAUUUACUAUCAUAUAAUUUUUAACUGCGUGUAUAUCUGGAUAAUUUUUUUUAUCUGAAUAGCUGCGUUAUUCUAUAAUUUAAAGUUUAUUUUUUGAGGAAAUUCGUUUCGUCAUUGCAUAGAUUUAUUGCAAAUAUUCAGCCAAAAAAAAACUCGGCGCUUAAAAAAACUUGCCAUGUUAACAUUUGUCCCUUAUACUUACAGAAGUUUGAGUUGUUAUAUGAAUUAUGAGGAGCCCAAAAGUUACAGUGUUCGAGGAAAUUCCACAGUGACACUCAUAUUAAUAAGAAUUUUCCCAGGCCAACUGAAAAGGACCUUUCAUUAAUGUUAAAGCAUAAGAACAAAUUUCUUUGUUUAUGAUGUAUAUAAAGCAGUGCUGUAGUAAUUUUUUUGUAUGAAGUGAUAAUUAUGUGUAGGAACUCUGAAUGUUGUAUCAUUAUCAACACAGAUUAUAGUAUAUUUAGAAAUAUGUGCUAAGACUUAUUUCCUUGUACAUAUUGCAAUAAAUGGACCCAAUAAAUAUAUGUAUGGCAAAAAUAUUUAAUGAGCCGUUUUUAUUAUAUGUGGUUAAAUUUCACUUGUAACACUGGUGAUCUUUUUACAUUGUUUGGAUUUACUUGUUUGGUGUGAAAGAUGCAUUUUAAUUCAUCACUUAAGUCAAUAAUCAGAAGCUCAACUGCUUGUUUACUUGUAUAAUAUUAAUGUAUUGCCUGUUUACACACACACACACACACAUACACACAAUGAUACAUGCACACAUGUGCAUAUAUUUCUAUGAAAUAAAAUUCAACUGAUGUGAAAUUAAUAAAAGUGUUGUGAGUUCUUUUUGAAAAGGCGCAAGGGACUUUGAUUAUUCUCAUUUACUCUACUGUUGAAUGAGUAUUGCUGUUUUGGCAUAUUUAAAAAUUGACAGUUGCGUUCAGUGUGUCAUAAAAUGUUUCCUUAAUGAUAAUCAUUCGUAUUAUGAAUAGGUUUUAAAGAUUAUUGAAACAAUUGACUGUAUGUUAAACUUAAAUAAUGAUCUAUAAUAAUUAUCUAAAACAUUUUUAUAUGAUAGGGAAUUUUUGAUUGAUAAUUCUUGCAGAAACAAGUCUUUAUACCUUUCUUUGUGACGACUGGUUUCUUUUAUUUAUUCACAAGUAUAGACAGUCAAAUAAAGCCAUUUAGUCAUAUUUGGCUUUGAGUGAAACUUUGCGAUUCCAUUUCAUUUUAUAACUUCCAAAUGUUGCUAAUGAGAAAUUUGUUUUAUUCCUUUUAGUUUUAUGAGCUCAUUUCUCUGUACAAAUUGUUAAAAGUAAACUUUGAUUUAUAAUCACUUUGAAAUUUUGAUAUUGCCUUUUUAAGAAGUAAGAUAAUAUAUUUAUUUUAGCAAAGAGUUAUAUUAUUACCAAAAAAUUUUUUUUAUAUACCUUGUCAGAUAAUUUUAUUAUAAAAUUUCGUAAUUUAUAGCCAAUUUGCGCAUUAAUAUGGUUUUAACUUAUAGAAUUAUAAUGAGAUUUUAGAGACCCAUUUCAUUAAUCCGAGUGCUAAAAAUGUUAAGGGAAAAACGCUCAUAUACUUUCAUAAAUUGUAAUGACUGGGUUAUUUUUUCCCCAUUCUUUUUAAUUUUUCAGUUUUUAUGAACUUAACCUUAGUGCAUGUUUUCAAUUCUGUUCAUAAGAAAAUAAGGAUAUUAACAUUCCUUAAAAGCAGAGUUAAAAUUCUAUAACCUAUAGAUAUAACAUAAUUUGAUAUGUUUCCUCAUGUGUAAUGCUAACAAACAAGUGAAUCAAAAUAAUCAGAGUUCCCUUAAUAACAUAAUGUGUACUUUCUGAAUUUUGAUAUUAGUUAGUUAUAGAUUCUAUCAAUUACUUAAAAAAUGCUUCUAUUGGAAUUGCAAACUAUUUAAUAAAUUUUUAAGACUAUCUGGAUAUAACACAUAAUAUGUAUCAUUAUAUACACUUAUGUGGAUGUAUAUGUGGAUGUGACUUUCAUUUUUUGAUGUGUGUGUUUUAACUUGUCUUGUAUUAGCCUUCAUUGUAUUCUUCAUAUAAAAAGUUAUUUAAUGUUACUAGUCUUUUUCCUAUGCUUACAAAUGAAAACAAAAUGAUGUGACAUGCUUUCAUAACAGGGGUGUUGAUAUGAUUGCUACUUAUUGUCUUGCGAUCUAAAAAAUAUUGCAGCAGCUUGAUAGCAUAAAUAAUUUUCUCAAAACGAAAUCAUUUUUGUACUUUGUUAUAUAUAAUUUAUAUAUUUGCUUUUUCUGAAUUGGUUUCAAAUUUGAAUUUGUUUGCAGCUAUCUAAUUCACUUAAUUUUUUAAUCGCUUAUGUUUCUAUUGAAAAUUGUCAAAUCCUAUAAAAUAGAUUUCUCAUAUAUAUUAAAGUUACUAAUAUUAUAAGAUUUGCCUUGAAGUGAAGGAAACGUUUUGAUUUAAAAAUCUUUUUAGAUUUUUCAUUUCUUUAAUUUAAUUUUUGAAAGAAUUCUACAAAGUCGAGGGAAAAUUAUCUUACUCACCCCUGUUAUAUUUUAUGUGAGAUUUGUGCAAAUUUCUUUUUCUAUUAGAUUGCUGUCAAAUUACUAAGGCACUAAUGUUUCAUCUUAAUGUAUUUUUGUCAAUUUUUUUUAAAUCAGGUGCUGUAGAGUUUUAGCUGGAAAAAUUACCCUAAUCUUGUGGAAAAUAUUUUAUAUGGUUCACAGGGUAUUUACCAUUUAGCUCCCAGUCCAGUUGUUGUCCUUGAAUUAAAAAAAUGAAGAAACUUUGACACUUAAGGGCAAAUAUAGUACAGUGUGGUAUAUUCUGUAUGGGCUGGUCUGUAGAUGUUUCUUGUAUCUUUGUAUAUGUGAAAGUGUAUUUUUUUCAGAUGUUCUAAAGUUCAGUGUUAUAUGCUUACCCGCCUCUCUCAGUUAUGUACAUAUUCAGAAAGAUCAAAUUGUUAAUUUUCCAAAAAUAAGCGUUUUAUAUACCAUUGUAGUUUUUUUAUGCAUUUUAAAUUAUAGUUCAAUUAAUGAUUCGGAAAUUAGAACAUUUAAAAGUAAGCCGUCUAAAAAUUUAUGCAUAAUUUCUUAUGUAUAUGAAUGAAAAUUUUAAGAUUUACGGAUUUGUUUCUGGUUGUAUAAUUCCUUCCCUGAAUGAGAACUUUGCUUUCAGAAGCUUAAUAUAUAUGGAAAUAGGGAGUGUAUUUGACAUGUCUUUUUUAUGUGCAUUUAAAAAUUAAUAUCAUGUAAAAUUUGACCUAAUUGUAUAAGCAUAUAUAGCGAAAAUUUGAAAAUUUUUCAAAUUCUGAAAAUUUAUACACUGAGCGGUUGCUACAAAUGAGCUGUUUGAAUUUUCUUUGGAGUUUCUUAGUUGACGAAUAAUGCCUACUGCUGAUUAUGAAUUUUUAGUUUUGUCAAAUAUAGCUGUAAACUUUAUUUCAUUUACUUCAGAAAUCAUUCGCCUGUAGAAGUUUUAGAAUGCAUUUAAAAACUUGACCAUGCAGAAUUUAUGAUAACUGCAGAAAACUUAUGGCGAUAAUUAUAUGCAUAGAAUUGCAAUUCAUAUCCUGUAGAUAACAAAUACGUUUGCUAUUUUAUGAAGUUCUUGUAAGUUUUUUUAUGGUGCUAUUUUUAUUAAGUUUCGUUUUAUGUGUAUUUCCUUUCAUUAAACUGCUUUCUUCCUUUCAUAUAAGAAAAGGUGUAUAGCGCUGUAUUAAGUUUGCCACCAGUAUAUCUCUUCAGUGUCAGUUAUUCUAAAAUUAUCUUCGAGUAUCUUGAUUUAGUUUUUUGAUGUUAAAUGGAAAACUAUGUUCUUUUUAAUGUCACAUAAUAGUGCAACUGAAAAGACGUCCAAUUUGGCCCUUUUCCAUGAUUAAUAGGAUAUCAUCCUCUCAAUGUCUUUGAAGUGAAGAUUGUAAUUUUUUGUUCUUUCAUGAUUCGUGAAUUCAUCUACCAUCAGAUUUUUCUCAUUAAUCAAACUUUUCUAUGAUUGUAUUAUAUUUAUAAGCUAAACAUGCAUUUGAAUGCAUGUUCACAAUUUUUACAUGUGUUUGAUGCUAUUCAUAUAUAUGAGAAACCCUUUAAAUAUAUACGCUUGGCUCCCAAAAAAUCAUUUUACAUCUCUAAUUUGAAUUUAUAUGCGUAUUUUCCAUCCCUCCAUGUUAUAAUCCAACAUUUUUUUAAAUCUAUUCCUUUACAAUACGAAUUUCUAUUAAUGGGUUUUGAAUUGUAAUUGUCUUCCAUUUCUAUUCAUUUACGUCUUUAUUCACUCAUUCAAGAAUAUUUUCUGGGUGAGUUAAUAUAAUUUUCAACUGAUGUAUUAAAUAAAACUUGUAUUUCAGUUAAACGCAUGCAGGGAAGUUGGAAGUGGAGAUAUUCAUCAUGCAUUUUUAUCUGUAAUUUCUUCUUUUAUUUACCUCAUUUUUUAAAAAACUUUUUUUACGGAAACCUUUUUGUUAACUAUUAAAUUUCUCUGACAGCAUUUUCUAAAAUAAGUUGCCCAUUAGUGCCAUAUUAUACUUUUCAGUGACCUGCCAAAUUUUAGUUCGCAGUUUUAUUAAAUUUUCAAAUGAGUGGCAAUUAAACAUUGAUAUAAGCCUUCAGAAAACCUUUGAUGUUGGUAACAAUUAUUCAUUAGUAUGUCAUGGUUUGAUGUCCCAAAAAGGAUAAUUAGGUAAUUCUAAAAAUGUAAUGACUUAUGACAUGAGAUUUGCUAUACAUACUACUGCUUGGCUAUACUGUAUGAAUUAAUUAUUUGAUGCUUGUAAUAUUAACUUUUUUUAGAUAAAUGUCCCCUUGUCUUAAAUGGAGUUAACUUUAGGGUACUAUCUGUUAUGUAAAAUUUUUUGAUGGUCAUAACGAAAGAUUAGCCUUAAUUUCAAUCUAACAUAUGUUAAAUGCUCAUUUAUCACAGAAAAAUAAAAUUAUCUAAGAAUUCGUAUUAGAAUAUCAAAAAAUGACUUUAAAAUGUACUUUGAGAUGCAUAAGUGUCAUUUAUAAUGUUAAUUUUCAACCUAAUUACUAAUAAUGUUUCACCGAAUUAAUUUCGUUUACAUUUUAUAUUUGUUCAACUUCAAUAAAUGUUAAACUGUUUUGUAUUUCACUGAUUGUUUGAUAUCCUUAAGAAUCUUCAUUUUAUUUUAAGUAAAAUAUGAAAUUUAUAAUUUUUCUCACUUUAAUGUUGUAAAGUGAGAAAUUUUGAUUUUAAAUUCUAUGUCAAUAAUUAAUAAAUGAGCAGCAUUUUCAUAUUAUGUCCUUUACAAUAUUUAGUGCUUCGUGCAGAGAUUAUUUUCUGAUUUUUAAGUAUUUUUAGUUUACUGUAUUCAGGAUUUUUUCAAAAUAAUAAUAGUCUGUAAUGGUUUUUUGGAAUAAAAAAAUAAAACAAUUUUCAAAGUUUGGAGUCUGACCUCCAAAUGUUUUGUGAAUAUUCUCUUCUAAUUUGUGUUGUGUUUUUUUAGCUUUUCCAGAUACUGCUUUGAAUGUUUGCAACAGCUGUCAUAUUUUAGGUGCAAAAGUUAAUAUUUUUCAGUAUGAACUUCCUUUUGUUUUUAGUACCGAUUUUAAUGCUUGAAUUUGUGCAUUUGAAGAAUAUUCUAAGGUCAUAUUUACACGCACAUUUAUAUCAGAGCUUGCUACUCUCAGUUUUUUCAAUGCAAGAUCAUUUUAAAAAAGCUUAAAACUACUCAUGUUAAAUGUUUUAUUUAGAAUUUUUUUUUUUUAUUGUUAAAGGUAGUUGAAAAUAUUCUAAUUAAUUGCUCAAACUUUAAUCGAAGAUCAAAAAAGAUAACAUUAUUUAAUGGGGGGAAUGCAUUCCAGGACCUGUUCUGUUUUUUAAUAUUUACUUAGAGCAUUUCAUCUUUUAAUAUUGUUCUUAUUGUUUCUUUUAUUAUGAACAUAAUGCAUGUCAUAGCAUCAUUUUAUUUGCUAUCAUAAAUUAUUUGAUCUUUAAUAUAAUGUAAGGAGUUCAUAAUUUUCCAUUCCUUAGAGUAUUAGUAUUUAAAAAACUAAUAAUUUAAGUUUUUAUCUGCUCAUCAAAAGAAAGUCUAUUUUCCAUUCUUAUACUUGUAACAAUUUUAUAAACUGCAUAUUUAUUCGACACAAAUUUUAACAAUUUUAAUAUUUGUUUAAUUUGAUUUUGAAAAUUGUGUUUUAGUUUCUAUGUCUUUAGCAAAGGCAUCUGUAUUUUUUUCAAUGUACUUGCAAAAAAUCAUCAUAACCCUCUUGUAUUAACGUUGAAAGAAGAAUUGUACGAAUUGCAUCUUUAUUAAAUCAACAAAAAGCCAUGGUGGUCAAAUUUGUUUUAGUCUGCUGUUCUCUGUUUACAUAUAUUAUGUAAUUUUUCUUUAGUUUGAUAUUUUUACUGAUUUUGUCUCUCCAACUGUGUAAAACUUUCGUAAUGACUCUCAUAUUUCAUUUUGCAUUAUCUUUUUUCCAAAUGAGCAAAAUUAACAUUUAAAAAUACAAUUCUUUCAGGGCUUUUGUUUAACAAUUCUAGAGUAAUUACUUUUUAAAAUUUGCAUCAUUCCAUUAAUUACUUUUAAAUAUAAUCUUAUUGUUAUUACAGUGCACAUAUGUAAGGAAUUACAUAAAAUUAUCUGUUUAAUUUCGUGCUUGGCAAUUUGUGAACCGCAAACAUUGUGAAUUCACCAUAUCCUUGAAUAGCUUAAAAGUGACUCCUGUUGAAGAAAAAUGAAAUUAUGCAAAAUGUACUGUAUGUUUAAACAAAUUUUUAUCCAUAGGUACUGUAUUUGCAAAUAAAAAUAUCAUAUAAAUUUUACCAUGUGAAAACAACCAUUGAUCUUACGUCGUGGGUAUUAUCACUUAUCUAUAUCAUCUAUUUUUUCAGUUAUAAAUUAUAUGGUACAUUUUAAAACAAAAUAUAUGCAACUGUAAAAUUUUCAACUAAUGUGAAUUCUUUAAGGGUUAUUUCUGCUUCUUAUAACAUCGUUCUUUGAAAGAAUUUUAUUGAACUUUGUUCAGUAAUUUAAAUUGUUUUCUUUUCUCCUCGAAUUUUUAUAAUUAACCAUUAUAAAAGUUCUUAAAUGGACUGUAUUUAAAUUGAGCUUUUCUAGUGUCUGCUAGAUGAUUUCACUAAUCUUUUUUUAAGCUCUAUUGUUUACACAUUUGUGCUAUAAAUAUAUAUAUAUAUAGAGAGAGAGACUGGUGAUAUUAUUUAUAACAUCAAGAUUGUAGAAAAUUACAUCUCCAUUGAACAAAAGCCUUUAGAUACCCAAAUUAAAAACAUAAACAAAAUUUUAUUUUAAGAAAAAUUGUUUAUACAUUUUUCAUACUUAUGUAUAAUGUUCCGAAAUAGUUUUGCAGGUUUUUUUAAAUCAUCAAAACCUUUUAAAAGAUGUUAAAUUAUCUGUGGAU
This is a messenger RNA of Argiope bruennichi, 9875 nucleotides long. RefSeq names its product arrestin red cell-like (gene krz). The transcript has 13 exons. The coding region runs from base 522 to 1781 and encodes 419 amino acids. Gene Ontology annotation, molecular function: G protein-coupled receptor binding. Gene Ontology annotation, biological process: G protein-coupled receptor internalization; signal transduction. Lineage: Eukaryota; Metazoa; Arthropoda; Arachnida; Araneae; Araneidae. Gene Ontology annotation, cellular component: cytoplasm. The record is from RefSeq and is a predicted model, not a curated record.